Messenger RNA from Alosa alosa (allis shad), 5414 nucleotides. It is a transcript of the gene slitrk3a, whose product is annotated as SLIT and NTRK-like family, member 3a. The record is from RefSeq and is a predicted model, not a curated record. NCBI's taxonomy places the organism in Eukaryota, Metazoa, Chordata, Actinopteri, Clupeiformes, Clupeidae. The coding region runs from base 775 to 3384 and encodes 869 amino acids. The transcript has 2 exons. Gene Ontology annotation, biological process: axonogenesis; regulation of presynapse assembly; positive regulation of synapse assembly. Gene Ontology annotation, molecular function: protein binding. Gene Ontology annotation, cellular component: postsynaptic density membrane; GABA-ergic synapse.
UCCAUCGAUCCAAGGGGAUGACAGGGCAUCCUUGAUGAGGUUAUGUGUUUUGCGUGUGUGGAUUUCAGUAGCUUAACACACGACGUGAGAGACAUAUGAGAGGGGAGGGGGGCAGCGGCAUAAAGUAUGCUAUUCAUCGCAGAAUGCAGUCACUUUCCUAUGGCGGACCGCAGAGAAGCCAACAUUUCGCGCCCACUUACUCUCCUUGAAGGACGAUUUUGUAUUAUUCCCGAUUUGGUAUGCAGCGACGCGUUAGAGACAGGGCACAGUUUCCCCGUGAAAAAGCCGGGAGAGGACAGCCUCUGUGCAAGAGUGAGACUCAGCUCCGGUCGACUAUUAGUUUCCUCACCGAUCUGCAGAUAAAACGCUAUUGCGAUUACAGCAAAUCACGGGUGCUCAGUCUGCGGAAAAGCGAAGUUAGGAUCGGAAGGAUCAACUUGACAUUUACUGGCAACCUUGAUACUUCUUUCGGUAAACGUCAAUUAAUUUAAGUGGGUAACUCCGAAUUCAGAUGGAUUAUUGUUCCAGAAUUACAUGUGCGCUCAUGUAGAUAAAACGCAACGGAUUGGAAUGAAUCCCUUUUUGUUUAGUCCACCCAACCGAAUAAGGGUGCAGGUGCUGGACUGAGAAACGCGGUAGGCUAUGUUGUCAAACGUCUUCUGUUCUCUUUGCAAUGUGUUCGGGAGUCAUGCUGAUGGAUCCAGUCAGAGUUGCUGUUAACAGGGUGCUGUGAAGUGGCUCUUAGCCGUAGCUUCAUCAGGUCUCGGCGGAAGGAUGCUGUGGGUAACCCUGCUAAGCACAAUAGCUUUAGGAUGGACUACGCCGAUCCCAAUGCUGGACGACUCAGAGGAGAUAGACGAGCCUUGCUUUGACCCCUGCUACUGUGAAGUGAAGGAGGGCAUUUUCCACGUUCACUGCGACAGCAAAGGAUUUACAAAUGUCAGUCAAAUAUCCCAAACAUGGACGAGGCCCUUCAAGCUCAACCUACAAAGAAACUCGAUGCGCAAGUUGUACUUCAACAGCUUCCUGCAUCUAAACAAUGCCAUAUCACUCAACCUGGGGAACAACGCGUUACAGGACAUUCAUGUUGGUGCGUUCAAUGGUCUGAGCAUUUUGAAAAAGCUUUUCCUGCACGAAAAUAAACUGGAGGUGUUCAGAAACGACACUUUCUUGGGCCUGGAAAGCCUAGAGUACCUCCAGGCUGAUUAUAACGUAAUUAAAAGAAUAGAGAGCGGGGCAUUUAGACACCUGCACAAACUCAAAGUACUGAUUUUGAAUGACAAUUUGAUACCCGUUCUACCCAAUCUGUUAUUCAGGUCUGCCUCUCUCACGCACCUUGAUCUACGUGGUAACCGGUUAAAGAUUCUGCCUUACAAAGGCACACUGGAGUUCAUUGGCCGCACUCUCAUGGAGAUUCAAUUAGAAGAGAAUCCGUGGAACUGCGUGUGUGAGAUUGUGCAGCUUAAAACGUGGCUUGAACGCAUUCCUUACACAGCUUUGGUUGGUGACAUUACGUGCGAGCACCCCUUUCACUUCCAUGGCAAGGACCUUCGUGAGAUUAAACGGAGCGAGCUGUGUCCUUUGCUCUCGGAGGCAGAAGUGGAGGCUAAGCUUGGCAUCCCCAAAAUACCGUUCAGCAACGAGAAUACGUGGCCCACAAAGCCCUCAUCAAUGCUGUCUUCAUUUCACAACACUGCUUCGUCGGUGGAGUACAAAGACAGACCUAAGCCAACCAAAAGGCCCAGACCCACUAAAACUCCACCGACGCCACGCAGUAUUUACCCCGGGCCGAACCAGCCACCCAUUGCUGGUUAUCAAACUAGACCGCCCAUUCCUAUCAUCUGCCCAGCGGGAUGUAUCUGCAAUUUACACAUCAAUGAUUUAGGGCUCACCGUAAAUUGUAAAGAGAAAGGCUUUCAUAACAUAUCUGAACUGUUGCCGCGUCCACUAAAUGCCAAGAAGUUAUACCUGAGUGGAAACUUAAUACAAAAAAUUUACAGAUCGGACUUCUGGAAUUUUUCCAGUUUGGAUUUACUACACUUGGGCAACAAUCGGAUAUCAUACGUUCAAGAGGGUGCAUUCAUUAACCUGCCUAACUUGAAAAGCCUAUAUUUAAAUGGCAACGACAUCGAGAGACUCACUCCAGGCAUGUUUCGUGGACUUCAGACUCUGAGUUACUUGUACUUUGAAUACAACGUUAUACGAGAGAUUCAGCCUGCCGCGUUCAGCCUGAUGCCGAAUCUGCAGCUGGUCUUUCUGAAUGACAACCUGCUGCGCACUCUGCCCAUUGAUGCUUUCGCUGGCACCUCGCUGGCCAGGCUCAACCUGCGCAACAACUACUUCCUCCACCUGCAAGUCAGCGGGGUCCUGGAGCACCUGCACUCUAUUGUCCAGAUUGACCUCCACCAGAACCCAUGGGACUGCUCGUGUGACAUCAUCCCGCUCAAACAGUGGAUGGAGAAGCUCAGCACCGUUAUUGUCGUCGGGGAGGUGAUCUGCAAGACGCCCGACUUCGCUUUCGGCAAGGAUCUGCGCUCCCUUGACGCCGAGGUCAUCUGCCCCGAUCUGAAGUUCACGGCUCCCUCCGCCGCUUCGCCCGACGACAUGACAUCCACCAGCACUUUCGGAUUAGGAUACGCCUCAGCGACUGGCGCUGUCCCUCUCUCGGUGCUGAUUCUGAGUCUGUUGAUUCUGUUUAUCUCCGCCGUGUUUGUGGCUGCUGGUCUGUUCGCCUUCGUCCUAAGAAGACGAAAGAAACUGCCCUUCAGAAAGCGACAGGAGGUGGACCUGACUGGCAUCCAGAUGCAGUGCAGGAUAUUCGAAGAGCGGCAGACCGCCUCGCCAGAGAAACCGCCCGGCCACGUCUACGACUACAUCCCCCACCCAGUCACACAGAUGUGCAACAACCCCAUAUACAAACCACGAGAGGGAGAAGGUGAAGAACAGUUCGCCGAAACCAAGGAAAACAACAGCAAUUAUCGAACUCUACUGGAGAAAGAGAAAGAAUGGACAAUGGCUGUGUCCAAUUCUCAACUCAACACCAUUGUCACCGUCAAUCAGGCGGGGGACAUAGCGAGCUUUCACGAAAACGGGGUUCUUUGCCCCACAGUCAUAGACAGCCAGAGACCUACCCCCACGGUGGGGUUUGUUGACUGCCUAUAUGGCACAGUUCCUAAAUUAAAGGACAUGCACGUUGCACAUGCACACCCCCCAGGAAUGCAAUAUCCCGAUUUACAGCAAGACGCCAGAUUAAAAGAAACAUUUCUUUUCACCGCGGGUAAAGGAUUUCCCGAGCAGACCCAAAGCGAAUACCUCGAGUUAAGGGCCAAACUCCAAACCAAGCCGGAUUACCUCGAAGUGUUGGAGAAAUCAUACCGGUUCUAACCAGAGAAUACUUUUUUCUUGAUAGCCCAAAAGAAUACGGAACAACAAAAAAACAGCAUGACGAAAAACAACAACAACAACAACAACAACAAAAACAUAUAUAUUACAAACAAAUGUUUUCCCCCAAGUCGUUUUGGAGGAAAGGCCAUACUCAGAUAUUCAAUGAAGUGCCUUUUUCAGAGUAGCCAGCAAUGUUAUCAACCCUUAUUUUUAUACAAAACAGAUUUUUGGUUGCGCAGUGGGAGGCAUUCGGAGCGUAUAAUUCUAAAUAUUAGACGAAGCCUUCACGCAGUGAGAGCCUUCACAUGGUUCGUGUAGGGAUCCGCGAGGAGCAGGAUGUCUCCAUGGCUCGUCUCUCACGCGCGGAUAUUUGCCCAAGGUCUGGCACAGUUUGUAGAAUAUUGCAGUUUGCUGCAUGCACUCGACUGCAGGGGUGGGUAUUGCUCCAAACUAUCACUCACAUAUAAUAGAGAUACUGCAACGCAUUAUUGUUCAGUGGUCUAUUUCAUUUUAUAAUAUUACAAAAACAGACAAAAAAGAGUGUCUCUCAAGGACUCACCCAAGGAUCAACAUUUGUGAAUAUAUAACGACACUGAAGAUUUUAUGGAAUUCAACGCACUUUCUUAAGAAAAAUGCUUCUGGAUAUUAUCACUAACGGCUUUGUAGGAAGCACUUUUAAUGUUUUCUCUCACAAAGAUUUGAAAAAAUGUGCAUAUAUUUAUUCUGUAAUUUCAGUGAAAAAUUUAACUUGUAAAGGUAAUGUUAAAUCAAUGUAUAGUGAUUAUGCGUCUGGUAUAGCCUUCUUAAUAAAACAAACUCUUAAAUCAAUAAAGAGGUGCUAAUGCAUACUGUUUGUGUACAACAGCUAGCAGAAGUAUUGAUACGUGAGUACUCUGUGCUAAUACCAGACUGUGGGAGUCGAAUCUGUACAUGCCCGGAAAUACUUUGAGGUUUGUUGAUGCGUAUCAUACGAUUUUUUUUUUUUGCUGCUUUAAACAAACAAAAUUAAACUAUUCAAGGUCCAAGACCGACAUUGUCGAUGCAUGAGGAGAAGUAGGAUGUCCAUUGACAUUGAACCCGGGUCCAUGCUUUGGAAAAUGGUAGAUAAAACUUUUGUUUUGAAAUGGUAGCAAUGGUUGUAUGGCACAUGGGCAGUAGUUUGACUCAACCUAGUACAAUUGGAAUGUGAUACAUUUUUUUUAUGGAAGAAUCAUUAUUGUUUUUGACCACAAGGGGGCAACAGCGAGACACUCAGAGGUGGUUAACACGUUUUUCUCAACCAGGUUAACCGUGACAGUUCACAAGACACUCCUUGCGAAACGUCUGUGACCACAUUCCGUUAAAUAUUAAGCAUGGUGGCAAUUUUCUGGGCAAGUAUAACUCAGAUAAGGUUAUCUGUUAAUGCCCGCUAUUGUCUGUUAGUUAUGUAACAAGAUGUAGGAUGCAAGGUAACCUUACUGCCUUUUUCUAAUGAUGGAGUGCUUUCAUUCCAUUGGGAUUGUUGCACAUGACUAGAGGGAAGAAUCUGAGAAAGACAAUGAAUCAAGGCCGUGGUUAUUUUAGUUGUCUCCUUAAAACUGAUACAUUGCACUUCUAAAUUUGAUGAGAGGUUCUGUAGUUACUUGCCUUUCCAGAAGAACAAACAUUCAACACUUCAUUUUUUUUAAUGUAAUAGUUUUAUGCUGUAUAUUUCAUCAUUUUACCCAAACGUGUGUCAUUUCAGCUCAACCCUGCCCAAUAGCCUUGAAAAUCAAAACUUUCAUGUCAUUCUCACAAUUCACAUUUAGCCAGUCAGACAAGAAUAGCGUGCUGGUAUCUCACAAAACAUACUUUUUCCCAUAUGACAAAUUGGUUCAUUUAAUUCCUAAAACAACACAAAUGUUCAUUGUACCACCACUCAUCAUUGGUGAUUUAAUCAGAGGUAUGGCACAUGGUUGUGAUCUGUGACUAAAAUGGAAAUUAUCCUUUUUUUCGCUCACAUACACUGACAAGUGUUUUGCUUAUGUUCUAAUAAAUUAUAUUUGUAUCUA